AUGCUCCCCGCGUGCGCCACCGCCGGCCUUCCGCGCACCCGCGCAUUGCUUAGUCCGCGCUCCGCCUCUGCCAGCCGGCGCUCAUCCCUGCUUACUCCGCGCUGUUCCGCGGGGAACGGGAAUGGGGCAGAAAUAGAGGGCGGCGGGUUGGAGGCAGGAGCAGCUGAGGGGCAAGCAGCGGGCGGGAACAUGCUGCGCGUCGUGUAUCAUAGGGGCGACGGUGACUACAAUGGAUGGGGGCUGCACGUGUGGGGCGACGUGGAGGCAGAGACUGACUGGCAACACCCCUUGCCCUCCUCGCCUGCUGCCGCCACUGGUGCCGUUGUUGCUGCGGGUGGUGGCGGCAUGAAGUGGGUGGAGUGGCGGGUGCAGCUGAAGCCACAUGCGCGCACAGUGAACGUGCUGCCACACCGAGGGGACUGGAAGGACUGCACAUGGACAAUAGACAUGGCCACACUGCCCGCACCACCGCCCUCCACCAGCACCCAGCGCGGCUCCACAGUGUGGCUCAUCGCAGACUGCCAGCGCGCCUUCCUGCACGCCCCCAACCUCGACCGCCUCCCCAAGGGCAGCUUGGAUCUCUUCAAGGCGCACUGGGUGUCGGAGGACGAGAUAGCAGUGGAUUGGGACUACAGCGACGGUGACUAUGGCGAGGAGAUUCUCUUCGCCCUGCAUGCCAGUGCAUCCGCCUCACUCUCCCUCGCAGAGGACGGCGUGCAAGGGGCGGACGCUGUCAUUCCCCUCACGCUCGACCCUGCUGGCCUCUCAUCUGCU
Closterium sp. Yama58-4 is the source of this 774-nucleotide messenger RNA. Lineage: Eukaryota; Viridiplantae; Streptophyta; Zygnematophyceae; Desmidiales; Closteriaceae. The record is from the annotation of a GenBank genome assembly.